AUGGGUGCUGCUCGAGUGGAAGCAAUCGUCACUGUGAAUUUACAGAAGAGAGACCCCAACGUGGAACAAUUGGAAGCGUCAAAUUUUGAGGAUGUCUGGAUCGUCAAGCUAGGCGCACCGGUGUUACUCAAGGUUCUUUUCUGCCGGUCAAAUGAGGCGACAACGGAUGGACUGCACGCAGGUGUUUGUAGUUCUAAUCGUCACAAUGACAUCUGGCUACUUUUCGGAGGCGACUGCCAUUCCCCUGUGUGGUCUCCGAAGUUGUGUAGCUCACGCCAUGAAAUUUAUUUGCCCUAA
Messenger RNA from Plasmopara halstedii, 297 nucleotides. RefSeq lists its product as uncharacterized. The coding region runs from base 1 to 297 and encodes 98 amino acids. NCBI's taxonomy places the organism in Eukaryota, Oomycota, Peronosporomycetes, Peronosporales, Peronosporaceae. The transcript is spliced from 2 exons. The record is from RefSeq and is a predicted model, not a curated record.